Necator americanus (New World hookworm) is the source of this 753-nucleotide messenger RNA. RefSeq lists its product as uncharacterized. The coding region runs from base 1 to 753 and encodes 250 amino acids. The transcript is spliced from 2 exons. The record is from RefSeq and is a predicted model, not a curated record. NCBI's taxonomy places the organism in Eukaryota, Metazoa, Nematoda, Chromadorea, Rhabditida, Ancylostomatidae.
AUGACAUCAUACCUUCAGGAAGAAGGGAUCCCAGACCAGUGGAAGACCUUGCGAACCGUUCUUUUCCAUAAGAAAGGUGACCAAGAGGACAUUCGGAACUUCCGUCCGAUAUGCUUGCUGAGCGUGUUGUACAAAAUAUUUACCAAGAUCAUCCUCACACGCAUACCUAGGACGCUGGAUGAAGCCCAACCUCAAGAACAAGCCGGAUUCAGUCAGGGGUUCAGCUGUUUGGACCACAUCCAGACCGUGUCAGGGAUCAUAGAGGUUUGCCGGGAAUACCUCCUGCCCCUUGUUCUAACUGUCGUCGACUAUGAGAAAGUCUUCGACAGUGUAGAAACGAAUCCAAUGCUGUCAGCGCUGGUCGAUCAAGGUGUACACGCCUCGUAUCGCCCCCUCACCAUACCCAUUGGAAAGGGGGUACGACAAGGCGAUACUAUAUCGCCGAAGCUGUUCACAGGAGCAUUGCAAUGGGUAAUGAAAUCACUACCUUGUGAAGAAAGGGGCACACGUGUUGAUGGAAGAUUUCUCUCGAACCUUCGUUUCGCGGCCGACAUCAUUCUCUUUUCGAGCAGUACCAAUGAAGCAGAAACGAUACUCCACGAAUUGAACGAAGCAGGACUGCGAAUAAAUAGGAAGAAGACACAGUUCAUAAAGAACGCCUACUGCGUGGACGGAGGAGUACAACUUGAAGGCUUCCAAAUCGUGGAAUCUUCGUCAUACGUAUACCCCGGACGAACAUGGAAAACGACUUGA